UUUAUUUAUUGGCAAGAUGCGGCGAUAAAAUUAAGUCCAUAUCUAAGAAUCUCUUCUAUUUGUUGCAGACGAAAUUUGACGCUCACCACUCAAGCCAAGUUCGGUGGCAAGUCAUUUGGUGACUGCUAUUGGAAGAGUGCAGCUUGUCUUUAACAGAAUGGAUAAUUAUGGUCAGGAGGUAGCAGAGGCAAAAAUCAGAGAAAAACUAAACACUGAUAAAGUAAAGUUAUGGCUUCCACCUUAUACAACUGCUGAAAAUCAACAAGGAGAGAUGCCCAAGGAUCUUAUCAAAAAGUAUGCAGCUGACUUGAUGCUGAGUGAAGAUAGUGUUUCCCAAAUUCUUGAGGACCUUCGUAAGCAUGCACUUGCUAAACUUGCUGAAAGAAACAAAUUCCAAGCAAGUGGAAUAGCAACACUAAAAAUAAAAGUUGCUUCAAAAGUUGGCAAACUGACAAAGCAGAUCAUCUCAGUAGAAAUCAGCCUGGACAAGACUGGAGCAGAACUCAAAAGGAUUGCUGCAGAAGAAGCUGAAGUAGAUUUGAGACACUUAAAACUGAUUGCGUCAGGAAAAGUCAUCAGUGACAAAGACCCCUUAAAGUUGCAGAAUAUUAAAAAUGGCAGUCAGGUGAUGCUGGUUGUUUUAUCAGGGCAUGAAGUUGCUUAUAUGGAUCAUCAUGAUGAGGAAGUCUCUGCUGUUUCAAAGACUCGAGAAGCAGCAGAGUUGCUGUCAAGCAGAGCCGAGGAGGAAGAUGAUGCCUUUGAUGUACAGAUUGCUGAUCAGAAAGGAAGACCACUUGCUUUACCAAAACAUGAAAAAAAGUCUCUCACACUGGCAAUGGCUCUGCAUGAAAAAGGACGACUGGCACUGAAGCAAAAACACUAUUCCCAGGCUCUUCUGUUGCUUCUUGAAGCAGACAAAUCCUUUGGGGCCUGCUCUGCUGAGAUCAUGGCAUCUGUGGACAACUAUGCAAUCCUUAAUUUGGAUAUUGUUUGGUGCUAUUUAUGCUUGGAGAACAUUAGAGAGCUACCUGAUGCAGAUAAAAGGCUACAGAAGUGUGAAGAAAUGUUCCACAGGAGUUAUGGCCAGUACAUGGAAAGAUUAACAAUUAUCAAAGGUGGAGCAGAUGCAGAAAGAAUAUUGAUGAUGAGACUUCAUCUUCUGAAGGGUAUUGUGGCUUUUCAUCAACACAAUGUUUCAGCAGCUGAUCAUCUUCUACAACAGGCUAAAGAUGAAUAUUUCAUGUUACAAGUGGAUCCUGAGGCUGUGACACAUUUGGUAGAAAUUGGAUUCACAAUCCGGGAGGCACGACUGGGUCUUAGAACCAAUCAAGGCAAUGUGGAGAAAGCAGCUGAAUAUAUCAUGAAAGACAGACAGGACAAGGAGGAGAUCAGGCAGAAGAUAAAAAAGGACAGGGAAGAAAGACAAAAGGCAAAAAAAUAUGGACUCUGCGCAAAUGGAGAAAGCCUUAACAUGAGCAAUGUUGGUCUAUUGGUAAAUAUGCAGUAUCCAAAAAAGGCCGCUAUAAAGGCAUUGAAAAAGGCCAACAAUGAUAUAGAUCAAGCUCUGGAGUUAUUGAAGACACAUCCUGAAUUGAUGGAAACGGACUCAGCAAAUAUAUCACCCAUCCAGCUCAGUGAUAAAGAUAUUGCACAGCUGGUGGAGCUAGGCUUUGAACCUGAAAUGGUUAUCACAGCCUUACAUAAACAUGGAGGUGAUACCAGCAAAGCAGCAGAAGAUCUCAUCAAGUAUGGAGGUGUCCUUCCAAAUAGCUCUGAUGAAUCUUAUUCAGAAGACAGUACACCUUCCACCAGUUCAGAAAGCUCUCCUGAUAAGAGACAACAGCAACAACGGCAAGAGGAAAAUAAAGUCAUUGAUGAACUUGUCUCUGAUCUGCCUCAAGAGGAAGAUGAGCACCUGGACUUUGAUAUGAAUGAUGAAAAACAGUUUCUUGAUCAUUAUAUGGCAUUAAUCCAGAGUCUUAAAUAAUGAGUUAGAUAAUUACACUCAUAUAUGGAGUAAUGAAGGGGGUCUUCAGUAAAUCUACAUAAUUUAUUUAAGGAUAGUAUAAAAGUAUGAAAUGCAUAAUAGUUAAGAUGUUAGAACUUGUGUUAAUGUUACCUUUGCAGGUGUUGUUGAUUUUGUUUUCUUUCUAGAAUAAUCUUCUCUGUGAACCUCUUCAGAUAAACCAUUUGGCAGUUCUACCAUUCAGUACAACCUAUGCAGUAUCAAAAUAACCUGGUUUUUCCAUGGAUGUGUCAUGGCAACUCUGCUAGUUGUCACCUUCCCUUUCUAGUGUCAUAGAAGGGUAGACUUGUGCCUUAUAAUACCUAUCAACUAGUUUGUCUUACUUCAAUAUGGAUAAUUUGUGCUAUUUCGAGUCUCAAUUUUUAUGGAAAUUCAUUGAACUUUAGUGUGCAUAUUCCUGGAGAGAAAUAUAUAUUUUAUAACAGAA
Pomacea canaliculata is the source of this 2453-nucleotide messenger RNA. RefSeq names its product NEDD8 ultimate buster 1-like. The record is from RefSeq and is a predicted model, not a curated record. The transcript has 17 exons. Gene Ontology annotation, biological process: regulation of ubiquitin-dependent protein catabolic process. NCBI's taxonomy places the organism in Eukaryota, Metazoa, Mollusca, Gastropoda, Architaenioglossa, Ampullariidae. Gene Ontology annotation, molecular function: protein binding. Bases 158 to 1987 code for a protein of 609 amino acids.